AUUAUUGGUUGCAAGUCAAUAUCAGCCAGAGUCAAUCCUGGAUACGUUAGUUCCUUAUUUGGCUGGGUCAAGACCGAUCAUAAUUUAUCAUAUCAACAAAGAAGUAUUAGUGAACACUUGCGUUCACAUGCGAAUAUCCGGAAAAUUCCUAAAUCCACAAUUAACAGAGGGUUGGUUACGAGAGUACCAGGUUUUACCAGGUCGAACACACCCUUCAAUGUCAACAAGCGGAGGUGGUGGUUACCUUUUACAAACAAUAUAUACCAGCCAUCGAUCCUCUUCAUGUAACCACCAGGAUCGCCAACUUAUUGAAAUAAAACGGAAAGGCCGACCGAUAACACAAUGUGAUCAUUGUCGCGAACUUCGUAAAACUCAUAAAAUUCAUGUUAAAUGCAAUUGUAAUGAAAGAGCUAGUGAAGUAAUUCAGGAAAGUUCAAAUACGACUUUGAAUGAUGCAUCACCUUUUUCGAAUAGAGUUGGAGAACUGUUGAACCCGUGUCGUUGCACCACAGGUGGUAAAUGUGUUUGUUAUCAUUCAAUUGACGAUGAUUCUUCGAUAAUUGAAGAUCAUUCAAUUGACGAUGAUUCUUCGAUAAUUGAAAGUCAUUGCAAUGCAACGAGUGAAGAUUAUUCUACGAAUUCUUUAUCGUCGAUACAAUCAUAUGAACAACCUAUUAUCCCACAAGAACCCGAAAAUGAUUGUAAGGAACCUAUUCCGCUAGAGCCUGAACAUAAUAAUGUUUUUACAAAUUCUUCUCGAAGCUGUCCUUCCGCAAUGGCAAGCGGAAGCUGUUGUGGCACAUCAACCACUGAAUUAGUGUGUAGAUGUGGUACAGACUGUAGUUGUGAAGGCUGCGGAACUCAUCAUACACUUACGAUAACUCCGUCAAAACCUUUAAAAAAUUGCUGUUCCAAUAAUUUUCAAGUAAUUAAUCGGUAUGAACAUGAAGUGGAUGACGAUGAAGAGUCGAUUGAGAGAGAUGUAACUUCAG
Molecule: messenger RNA, 992 nt
Organism: Scutellospora calospora
Lineage: Eukaryota; Fungi; Glomeromycota; Glomeromycetes; Diversisporales; Gigasporaceae
Source: the annotation of a GenBank genome assembly